Humulus lupulus (European hop) is the source of this 1078-nucleotide messenger RNA. RefSeq lists its product as uncharacterized. Bases 111 to 668 code for a protein of 185 amino acids. The transcript has 3 exons. Lineage: Eukaryota; Viridiplantae; Streptophyta; Magnoliopsida; Rosales; Cannabaceae. The record is from RefSeq and is a predicted model, not a curated record.
AUUUUUUAUUUCGCUUAUUUAGACAAACAAAGAGACAGGGGUGAGAAGUAGGUCAGAGCGAGAGGAAGAAGAAGUACAUCUACGAGAGGAAGCUCUGAAGCUUUCUAGAAAUGGCGUCAAAGCUGCUGUUGAUUACGGUCUUCAUCUUAGAUAUCAUUGCUUUUGGUCUGGCUGUUGGGGCUGAGCAGAGGAGAACCAAAGGGUGGGUUGUUCCAGAUGGUGAAAAGGACUACAACUACUGCGUUUAUAAUUCAGACAUUGCAACUGGCUAUGGGGUUGGUGCAUUUUUGUUUCUUUUGGUAAGUCAGACCAUUAUAAUGGUGGCAAGCCGAUGCUUCUGUUGCGGGAAGCCAUUAAGUCCUGGAGGUUCAAGGGCCUGGGCAGUGAUCCUUUUCAUUAUCUGCUGGGUAUUUUUCUUCAUUGCUGAGGCAUGCUUAUUGGCCGGUUCAGUUAGGAAUGCCUACCAUACCAAGUACAGGACCAUCUUCAGCAUGGAUAACCCUCCAUCUUGUGAGACCGUGAGAAAGGGAGUUUUCGCGGCCGGUGCGGCGUUUGUUUUCUUAACUGCAAUAAUCUCAGAAUUCUACUAUGUGUGCUACUCCAGCGCCAGAGAAAGCUUCCAACCUUAUGGUAGAGAAACUGGUGUUGGUAUGGGAAACUACAAAUGAGCUUCUUCGAUUUAUGAGUAGUGACCAAUUCGCUCGCUAUGUCAUAGAUAUGACUGUCCGAACUCCCCCAACAUCGUUUUUGUCCAUUAUGCUGCUUAUUUGAGACUUUUGAUUUGCAUUUUCAUGGAUGAAGGAUUUGAUCUGUUUGGUAAUAGUCUGUAUUAUAAGCUGUCUUACUAUAAUAUCUUCUCAUUAAUGUUACCAUUAAAUUUUUUCUUCCGUUCAUUGUUAUGCACGUAUUGUUAUAGAAGUUUUGAUAGUGAAAUCAUCAGUUGUGUUAUUGCACUUGUCUUGUAUUAUUAGAACCUAUCUGUAUAGUUUACAUGAUAUUAUGUUAUGUAGUGGUGAUUGACUAUUUGGACCAUUCCGGUCAAUAAAGUAUAAAAGAUUCGUAGUGCAAGGUUUACUUA